Molecule: messenger RNA, 3039 nt
Organism: Onychomys torridus (southern grasshopper mouse)
Lineage: Eukaryota; Metazoa; Chordata; Mammalia; Rodentia; Cricetidae
Gene: Bcl11b
Product: BAF chromatin remodeling complex subunit BCL11B
Exons: 4
Coding region: 164-2815 (883 amino acids)
Biological process (GO): positive regulation of transcription by RNA polymerase II
Cellular component (GO): nucleus
Molecular function (GO): DNA-binding transcription factor activity; RNA polymerase II cis-regulatory region sequence-specific DNA binding
Source: RefSeq, a predicted model, not a curated record
ACGAAGAAGAAGAAGAGGAGGAGGAGGAGGAAGCGAGGAAGGGCAGAGGCACCAACCCGGGCAGAGGAGGAGGCGCGGCGGCGGCGGCGGCGGCGGCUCGGACCCCCUCCCCGGCCCGCAUCUGUGCAGCUCUCCGGGCGAUGCCAGAAUAGAUGCCGGGGCAAUGUCCCGCCGCAAACAGGGCAACCCGCAGCACUUGUCCCAGAGGGAGCUCAUCACGCCAGAGGCUGACCAUGUGGAGGCUGCCAUCCUCGAGGAAGAUGAGGGUCUGGAGAUAGAGGAGCCUAGCAGCCUGGGGCUGAUGGUGGGUGGCCCCGACCCUGACCUACUCACCUGUGGCCAGUGUCAGAUGAACUUCCCGCUGGGGGACAUCCUGGUUUUUAUAGAGCACAAGAAGAAACAGUGUGGAGGCCUGGGCGCCUGCUACGACAAGGGCCUGGACAAGGGCAGUCCUCCACCCUCCUCUCGCUCUGAGCUCAGGAGAGUGUCUGAGCCAGUGGAGAUCGGGAUCCAGGUCACCCCUGAUGAAGAUGACCACCUACUGUCACCAACGAAAGGCAUCUGUCCCAAGCAGGAGAACAUUGCAGGGCCGUGCAGGCCUGCCCAGCUGCCACCGAUGGCCCCCAUAGCUGCCUCCUCUUCCCACCCUCCCACAUCUGUGAUUACUUCACCUCUGCGUGCCCUGGGCGCUCUCCCACCCUGCUUCCCGCUGCCUUGCUGUGGCGCACGCCCCGUCUCGGGCGACGGGGCUCAGGGUGAGGGUCAGAUGGAGGCUCCCUUUGGAUGUCAGUGUCAGUUGUCAGGUAAAGAUGAGCCUUCCAGCUACAUUUGCACAACAUGCAAGCAGCCCUUCAACAGCGCUUGGUUCCUGCUGCAGCAUGCGCAGAACACGCACGGCUUCCGCAUCUACCUGGAGCCCGGGCCGGCCAGCAGCUCGCUCACGCCCAGGCUCACCAUCCCGCCUCCACUUGGCCCCGAGGCCGUGGCGCAGUCCCCACUCAUGAAUUUCCUGGGGGACAGCAACCCCUUCAACCUGCUGCGCAUGACGGGCCCCAUUCUACGGGACCACCCCGGCUUUGGCGAGGGCCGCCUGCCAGGUACGCCGCCGCUCUUCAGCCCACCACCGCGCCAUCACCUGGACCCACACCGCCUCAGUGCAGAGGAGAUGGGGCUCGUGGCCCAGCACCCCAGUGCCUUCGACCGAGUCAUGCGCCUGAACCCCAUGGCCAUAGACUCUCCCGCCAUGGACUUCUCGCGGCGGCUGCGAGAACUGGCUGGCAACAGCUCCACGCCGCCGCCGGUGUCCCCAGGCCGUGGCAACCCUAUGCACCGGCUGCUGAACCCUUUCCAGCCCAGCCCCAAGUCCCCGUUUCUCAGCACGCCACCGCUGCCACCCAUGCCUGCGGGCACGCCGCCACCGCAGCCUCCCGCCAAGAGCAAGUCGUGUGAGUUCUGCGGCAAGACCUUCAAAUUCCAGAGCAAUCUCAUCGUGCACCGGCGCAGCCACACGGGCGAGAAGCCCUACAAGUGCCAGCUGUGCGACCACGCGUGCUCGCAGGCGAGCAAGCUCAAGCGCCACAUGAAGACGCACAUGCACAAGGCGGGCUCGCUGGCUGGCCGCUCGGACGACGGGCUGUCGGCUGCCAGCUCCCCAGAGCCAGGCACCAGCGAGCUGCCUGGCGACCUCAAAGCGGCCGAUGGUGACUUCCGACACCAUGAGAGCGACCCAUCGCUGGGCCCCGAACCCGAGGACGACGAGGACGAGGAGGAGGAAGAAGAGGAACUGCUGCUGGAGAAUGAGAGCCGGCCUGAGUCGAGCUUCAGCAUGGACUCGGAGCUGGGCCGUGGUCGUGAGAACGGAGGCGGCGUGCCAGGCGUGGCGGGUGCGGGUGCUGCAGCCGCGGCGCUGGCAGAUGAGAAAGCGCUGGCACUGGGCAAGGUGAUGGAGGAUGCGGGGCUUGGCGCACUGCCACAGUAUGGGGAGAAGCGUGGCGCCUUCCUGAAGCGUGCAGGUGAUGCGGGUGACACGGGUGCUGGUGGCUGCGGGGACGCAGGUGCUCCAGGCGCGGUGAAUGGGCGUGGCGGGGCCUUCGCACCGGGCGCAGAGCCCUUCCCAGCACUCUUCCCGCGCAAGCCUGCACCACUGCCCAGCCCCGGGCUUGGUGGCCCAGCACUGCACGCGGCCAAACGCAUCAAGGUGGAGAAGGACCUGGAGUUGCCGCCUGCUGCGCUCAUCCCAUCCGAGAACGUGUACUCGCAGUGGCUCGUGGGCUACGCCGCUUCACGCCACUUCAUGAAGGACCCGUUCCUGGGCUUCACGGACGCGCGCCAGUCGCCUUUCGCCACGUCGUCCGAGCACUCGUCUGAGAAUGGCAGCCUCCGCUUCUCCACGCCACCGGGGGACCUGCUGGAUGGUGGGCUGUCGGGCCGCAGCGGCACAGCGAGCGGGGGCAGCACGCCUCACCUGGGUGGCCCGGGUCCUGGGCGGCCAAGCUCCAAGGAAGGCCGCCGCAGCGACACGUGCGAGUACUGUGGCAAGGUCUUCAAGAACUGUAGCAACCUGACGGUGCACCGGAGGAGCCACACUGGAGAGCGGCCUUACAAGUGCGAGCUGUGCAACUACGCGUGUGCGCAGAGCAGCAAGCUCACGCGCCACAUGAAGACGCACGGGCAGAUCGGCAAGGAGGUGUACCGAUGCGACAUCUGCCAGAUGCCCUUCAGCGUCUACAGCACCCUGGAGAAACACAUGAAAAAGUGGCACGGUGAACACUUGCUGACUAAUGAUGUCAAAAUCGAGCAGGCCGAGAGGAGCUAAGCGCAUGUGCGGGGAGCAGCACGUGCGUCUGUACAGUGUGACCAUCGCCAACCAUCGCCAAUGGGACCCGGUGACCGGACUGGCCUCUGUGUCCCCGGGGCCCAAGGGAGGCGGCAGUCCAACCUAACCUGUGUCUGCGAAGUCCUAUGGAAACCUGAGGGUUGAUUAAGGCAGUAAAGAUUUAAAAAAAAUUGUGGAGCCUUUUAACUGUGCAAUAAUUUCUG